AUGUAAUUACAAUAAAUAAUAGAAAUAGACCAAAUCUAGUCUUUUAUUGAUGUUAUAGUAAACGAUUUAUCUGAAGCAUUGUAAAUAUCAAAGGGAGACUCUAUCUUUAUUCUUUCAUAAGUUGGAUGGGAUCAUAUAAAAAUUGGAGAUUUAUUUUUAAAAUACAAUUCUAUUGAGCAAGUAUUGAGAAAUUUAAGUUUAUCAUCUUAAAUUUAGAAUCCAUAAAUUAAUGAACCUAAUUUAUGCUCUAUUUGUAUUACUAACUAAAUCAAUGUUUAAUUAUCAUGUAAUCAUUAAUGUUGUAAUAUUUGUUUAAAUAUGCAUAUUGAAGAAUAAUUAAAAAAUAUAUCAUUUCCAAAAUGCUUUUAAUUUGAAUGUAAUCAUUUUCUUCCAACUAAUUUCUAUUCACAGUUGAAUCAAUUUAAAAAUUAGAUAAAAUAGAGUUUUUUAAAGAAUAAAAAGAAAUGUGGAAAUAAGAAAUGCUCAAAUUUAAUUGAUAGUUCAUUUACAACAUAUUUUAUAAGAUGUUAAUGUGGAUAUUUAAAUUGUACACUUUGUCAUAAUGGUGAUCAUAGGCCUUUAUCAUGUGCUUAAGCUUAAUAAUAAUAUUAACUUUUUUCUGAUUUGAAAGUAUUUCAAUAUUAAUAUAUUUAGUUAAAUAACUAUGCAUAAUGUCCUAAAUGUCUAAUUUCAAUAGAAAAAAUAAGUGGAUGCAAUAAAAUGAUUUGUAAAACUGAAAUUGGAUGUGGAUAUACAUUUUGUUGGAUAUGUAAAUAAACUUGGAUAUAGAAUCAUAAAUGUGCUAAAUAAUCAUCAAAUUUUGAAAGGUCUAAUAUUUUUAAAAAAAAAGAAUUCAGAAUAGCUAAUACAAUUCCAAAUACUUUUAGACUUAAAUGUCAAAAAGAUAUUUAAAACUAAUAAGACCUAGAAAUUAUAUAGAAAUGUUUCGAUUUUUUAGAUAUGGCUGAUGAUUUAAGUAGAAAAGAAACAAUUUUUAUUUCAAAUAAUCCAGGUUUUAAAAUAAAUUAAUUUCAUGAAUCUUUUUGUUAUGAGAGAUUUAUGUAUUACAAGAAAGAAAUUUUUAAUAUAUUUAAGACAAGCUUUCAUCCAAAUGAUGGACUAUAAGAUAAAAUUUAUUUACUUUCUAAAUAUCAUAAAGUAGCAAAUCAAGUAAUAUUCUAUAUUAUUUUAGUUUUUGGAUGAAUAUUUAGAUUAAUUCAAACAAGAACAAAAUUAACUUUAAUGA
Molecule: messenger RNA, 1246 nt
Organism: Paramecium pentaurelia
Lineage: Eukaryota; Ciliophora; Oligohymenophorea; Peniculida; Parameciidae
Source: the annotation of a GenBank genome assembly